Cladophialophora immunda is the source of this 2503-nucleotide messenger RNA. RefSeq lists its product as uncharacterized. The record is from RefSeq and is a predicted model, not a curated record. The transcript has a single exon. Lineage: Eukaryota; Fungi; Ascomycota; Eurotiomycetes; Chaetothyriales; Herpotrichiellaceae. Bases 44 to 1978 code for a protein of 644 amino acids.
AACAUUGGCAUGCAAUGAACUCAAUCAACCUGAUUGUCAUCGCAUGAUGGCGAGCUGCUCGUCUCCAGCAUCACCUUCUCUGGACGAUGCAGCAGAAAUAUGCGUUUUCCAACAGUCCUCUCCGCUGUCUCUGCGGCAGCAUUCGACUUCUUCUCCAUCUCCACAUACUCCACCGACAGACACCUCCCAAACUCACGACUAUAAUUUCUCCGGCGCAGUCUACGAUGAAAGCACAUCAAACUCGGAGUCAGAAACCAUUUCGCAACCAGAUCACGGGUAUGAGGACAGCAUUGAGGAUGCCAACCACCGCGUCUUUUCAGGGUGCUCAUCGAUUUCUUCCUUGCCCACAACAAUAUCACAGCCGCUGCAUUCGAGCGAAGAACAGUAUGGCCCUCGAACACCUUCCCAACGCGACUCGCACGGCUUCUAUCCCUUUGAACGAUCUGGCGGGCCCCGGCCUGCGACGACUUCCCCUAGAAACCUCCGCGAAUACCACUCGGCGUUCCGCCAUGCCAGCAGUGUCAAAGCGCUGCAGAUGAGAGACGAAGUAAUGAGUGACACACAGAGUGUCGUAAGACAUCAUAGACGGACCGGCUCGCAAAUGUCAUCAUACAGUCAGAGAAGUUUGUUUUCGGUUCGGACCUCUCCAACCAAAAGAUCAAGCCAGUCUCACCACACAUCCCCCUUGAAGGGUGGCACCAAUCUCAAGAAGGAAUUCCCUCUUAUCCUCCUACACUGUACACUACUGCCACCUAACCAACGGUUUCAACCCUCGGCUCAAGAAAGUGCAAACAUAGGCGAACUGUUGCCCGAGGAGUACAAAAAGCGUUGGAUAGCUCUACGAGAUAGACUGGCAGACGUCGAGAUCAGUAGCAGAGGUAUACUGAUUCCCCACCCAAGGGACGACUAUGGAUUGCUUGAAGAACGACUCCUAGAGAGCUUGGAACUCGAGAAGCCCCGCAUCAGACACAAUCACUACUUCAACGCCGGUGACAGUAGCGUCGACAGUGGCUUUGAGAGUGGCAGCCUUACCGAAGAUGAGGCUGAACUUGAUGGGUUGGGUUAUCUCAGGUGCCCAGAUUGUGGAGGACAUCUGCAAGCAGAAGAGGCGAGUCGCAGGUGGGAUGUCAAAGUUUUCGCGGCCAAUGGCUUGAUGCGGGCUGGGGCAUGGGCCGCAGCAUGGCAAGAGAUGGAGAAGGUCGACGUGGAAAUUAACAUUUGCCUGCCAAAAGAGAUCUGUCAGGAACUCGAGGCAAAACUUGCAUUCGGUGACGACGCGCACAUGCCAACAAGCCAGCUGGAACCCAAUGACACAUUUAUGGACCAUGACAUGGCGAGUUCUCGCGAACGAGAAGUAUACGGCGACUUGGGAAGACUUGAGAGUGAGACAGAUACGAGCAGCUUCGAAAAGCAACCCCCUGUGGAAUUCGAGCCUGUGUAUCCACCGCCUCGCCCACCUUCUUUUGAGCAGGAUGCACAGGCCCCGCCGGCAGUUUAUGGCGGACGAUUCAGCACAGAGAGUAGAAAUGUCCUGGUGGGCGUGCUGAGCUUCUUGGUAUUGCUGUUUGCUCUGGCAGGCAGGCAAGGAGCUCAGAAACCGAACCCUGUCCCGACCUCGCAGGUUACUACGCAAUUGACAGAAUUCCUCACCACUACAGUCACGACAACGAGCAUUGCCAUCUCAACAGCGACUGUGACUGCAGCCUCUGUCAAUACACAGCUUGGUCAAGCGUGCCCUGUGUCAGAAGAUGCGCAUAGUUUGAUGGUGGUGUCAACCGAAACCCUGACAGAACUACCCACCGCAACGAAUUUGUCUAGUCCGCCGGCGGAACGUACGCAGGGAGACACAAGCGAUACAGACAUGCAGCAGAGCGCGGAGCUAGAAGACAGCGAGACUGGUUCCCACUUGGCAGCCGAACAAGAGGGCCCAGAAACGAGCCCUUGGCUAGGUCUAGACUCUGCUGAUACGGUCAGAUAGGGAGGCAGGCACCGCAGGCUAUGUAAGGGACUCCAGACGAUGAUAUCUUUUGGGGACAUAUCAACCGAGACCUGUGUUUGAAGAGGCUCCCAUUGGCCAGGUCCGGGAUUUUCGUCGCAGCACAGAAUGCGACUGUGGCCGGAGAUACCGAAUGGGUUAGGGAUGAUUACGUACGGUUUGAGCCGGGGCUGUCUGUCUGCCAACAGUGCCAACAAUGGCGGCUGACCAUGAUGAUGUGAAUGUCGAAAGCGUUUUGGAAGCAAGCGUCUGGCGUGAUUUGAUGACAGGUGGGAUUGGCAAAACAUGUGUGUGGCAUUGUUUGAUUCUUCUUUUUUUUUUGGGUGGGCGGCAGCUCAGCUUGGCGUCCUCGCAUGGCCCGUUCUCGCCCGACGCACAGACUCUGUAAUAUAGCCAGCGAGCCAGAUGGAAGGAUGACUUCUGAUCCCCUAAUCAGUCAUCCCGGCGCCUUGACCGUAUCCCCACCAGGGCAUUAAAGGCUGCUGCCGCGGAAGUGAGCGAUUGAAU